Terrapene triunguis (Three-toed box turtle) is the source of this 2467-nucleotide messenger RNA. Its product is annotated as protocadherin beta-3-like. The transcript is spliced from 3 exons. Gene Ontology annotation, cellular component: plasma membrane. Gene Ontology annotation, molecular function: calcium ion binding. Gene Ontology annotation, biological process: homophilic cell-cell adhesion. Bases 155 to 2467 code for a protein of 770 amino acids. The record is from RefSeq and is a predicted model, not a curated record. NCBI's taxonomy places the organism in Eukaryota, Metazoa, Chordata, Testudines, Emydidae.
CACGGGUGAUUUGUCUGGUAUCGCAGAGAAAAACAAAAUUAUAAAGGCAUUGGAUUAACUGAAUCCGUAGAAAGGAAAUAUACAGACUAAAGUAAAUCUUUCGGAAAUCAGAAUUCUGCAAUGAAUUUCCACUAGUGUCAUUAUUUCUCGAUCGAUGUCUGUGUGUUCUUUCCUAUUAAGAAUGGCGGAUAAGAAGAGGAGAACAACAAUCAAAAGGCAAGUCGCUUCUCUCGUUCUAUUUCUUUGCAUGUGGGCCCUCAGAUGCGAGACGGUUCGCUAUUCUAUGCCUGAGGAAAUGGAAAGCGGGUCCUUUGUGGCUAAUGUAGCAAAGGAUCUAGGGCUAGACCCGAAGAGACUGUCUGCUCGCAGUGCCCGUGUGGUUUCCGAAGGCAGCCGCCAGCAUUUCCAGCUAAACAGCAACACUGGGGACUUGUUUAUUAAAGAGAAAGUGGACAGAGAGGAACUAUGCGGGGAAGCGGACCCCUGUAUGGUGCAAUUUGAAAUAAUCCUGCAAAAUCCCUUACAAGCCUAUCCCGCUGAGAUAAGAGUUUAUGAUAUAAAUGAUUAUUCUCCAGUGUUCUCAGAAAAGGAAUUUAUUUUAAAAAUCCUGGAAACGUCUGACCCUGGCUCUCGGUUUCCCUUGGAAAAUGCCCAGGAUCUAGAUGUGGGAAACAACAGCCUCCAGAACUACAGCAUUAGCAAUAAUGACUACUUCCAUAUUUAUACGCGGGUUCGGAGUGACGGCAGGAAAUUCGCAGAGCUAGUGCUGGAUAAACCACUGGACCGCGAGGAGCAGCCAGAGGUGAGUCUAGUGCUCACAGCCGUGGAUGGCGGCUCUCCCCCGAAGUCCGGCACAGCACAAAUCCAUGUCAUUGUCCUCGAUGCCAACGACAAUCCUCCUGUGUUCUCUCAGACCACUUACAAAAGUCGAGUUCUGGAAAACAGCCCCAAAGAUUAUCUGGUUGUCACUGUUUCUGCUACUGAUUUAGACGAGGGAAAUUAUGGGGAAAUAUCCUAUUCUUUCAGCCAGAAAUCCAAAGAAAACAGUAAAACUUUUAAUAUAAACCCAGUGACAGGGGAACUUCGACUCACAGGCCAAUUGGAUUUUGAAACUAUUGAAACAUAUGAGCUAGAUGUUCAGGCCACAGAUGACGGGGGGCUGUUUUCCCACUCUAAAGUGCUUGUGGAGGUGCUGGAUGUGAAUGACAAUCCCCCGGAAGUUAAAGUAACGUCCCUCACCAGCCCCAUACCUGAGGACUCCUCGCCUGUAACAGUGGUGGCGCUUUUCAGUGUCAGAGACAGGGACUCUGGGAACAAUGGGAGAACAGUCUGCUCCAUAGAAGAUGAUGUUCCAUUUUCUUUAAAAACAACUUUCAAAAAUUCCUACUCUCUAGUGACUGAAUAUGUGCUUGACAGAGAGAAAGUAUCGGAGUAUAACAUCACCAUCACAGCCAGGGAUUUGGGAACUCCCAGUCUCUCCACUGAGGAGAGAAUCGUCGUGAAAAUAUCCGACAUUAAUGACAAUUCCCCAGAGUUCAGUCAAACAUCAUACACUAUGUAUGUCCGAGAAAACAACGGCCCAGCCGUCUUGAUAGGGAAGGUCAAUGCUUUUGAUUCAGAUUCAGAGCAGAAUGCCAAAGUGACAUACUCUCUAUUGCCUUCUGAGAACAGCAGCUCCCCCGCUACUGACCUGGUUCCCAGAUCGGCGAAGGCGGGUUACCUGGUGACGAAGGUGGUGGCUGUGGAUGGAGAUUCCGGUCAGAAUUCUUGGCUUUCCUAUCAUUUGUUGAAGGCCACUGACCCAGGUCUAUUUACUAUCGCUUCCCAAAAUGGUGAAAUAAGAACCACGAGGCUAAUAACAGACCGAGAUACGGUGAAGCAAAAACUCAUUGUGCUUGUUAGGGACAGCGGAGAAUCACCCCUUUCUUCAUCUGCAACUCUAAACAUAGCUCUAGUGGAUGGCUUUUCGGAUGCAUACAUGCAGUUUACAGAUGUAGCUGUGGAAGAGGAAGAGAAUGACACAUUAACGAUGUACUUAAUAAUUUCCUUGUGUUUAGUAUCGUUUGUCUUUUUUAUUUCAGUGAUAAUAUUUAUAAUUAUCAAGCUUUAUAGAAGAAGGAAUUAUGGAGAAAAAUACAUGUCUGCUUCUGGCAAUUGUUGUGGUAAUAGCAACUUCCAAAAUAAUUUGGUAGAUAUAACGGGUAACGGAACUCUGUCUCACAGUUAUCGUUAUGAAGUCUGUUUAACAACUGGAUCAGGAAACAGUGAAUUCAGAUUCCUCAGACCAAUUAUCCCCUCUCUCCCACCUCAGCAUGGCAAUGCUGGAACGGACUCUGGAAAAGAACAGGAUCUUCUUACUAACUUUGAUCUAACCACGGACAUGAAAUCAGCGAACCAGGUAGUUUUGCAAUUUAUUUCUGGUGUGAUAACACUAGGUGAUGAAAGAUUAUAUGGCAGAUGUUUCUAA